UAAAGCGUAACACCGGAAGUGGCGCAUGACAAAUAGCUCGAUACAAUGGCGCCUCUAGAUUUGGAUAAAUAUGCGGAGAUUGCAAAACAGUGUAAAUACCUUCCAGAGAAUGACCUCAAGAGGUUAUGUGACUAUGUGUGUGAUCUUCUACUGGAGGAGUCCAAUGUCCAGCCGGUUUCUACUCCUGUGACAGUAUGUGGGGACAUACAUGGACAGUUCUAUGAUCUUUGUGAGCUCUUCCGAACCGGCGGCCAGGUCCCAGACACAAAUUACAUAUUUAUGGGAGACUUUGUUGACCGGGGCUACUACAGCUUGGAGACGUUCACCUACCUGCUGGUGCUGAAAGCCAAAUGGCCCGACCGCAUCACGCUCCUACGAGGAAACCACGAGAGCAGACAGAUCACACAAGUCUACGGCUUUUAUGAUGAAUGUCAGACUAAAUACGGGAAUGCAAAUGCCUGGCGUUACUGCACCAAAGUGUUCGACAUGUUAACAGUUGCGGCUCUGAUGGACGAGCAGAUCCUGUGCGUACACGGAGGUCUCUCUCCCGACAUCAAAACCCUGGAUCAGAUCCGAACCAUCGAGCGGAACCAGGAGAUCCCCCACAAAGGAGCGUUCUGUGAUCUGGUGUGGUCGGACCCAGAGGACGUGGACACGUGGGCCAUUAGUCCCAGAGGAGCUGGCUGGCUGUUUGGUGCAAAGGUCACAAAUGAGUUUGUUCACAUCAACAACCUGAAGCUGAUCUGCCGGGCUCACCAGCUCGUCCACGAGGGCUACAAGUUCAUGUUUGAUGAGAAGUUGGUCACCGUGUGGUCUGCUCCCAACUACUGCUAUCGCUGCGGCAAUAUCGCCUCCAUCAUGGUCUUCAAAGACGCUAACACCAGAGAGCCCAAGCUCUUCAGAGCCGUACCCGACUCCGAACGGGUCAUUCCUCCACGAACGACGACGCCUUACUUCCUGUAAGCAGGAG
Molecule: messenger RNA, 970 nt
Organism: Scomber japonicus (chub mackerel)
Lineage: Eukaryota; Metazoa; Chordata; Actinopteri; Scombriformes; Scombridae
Product: serine/threonine-protein phosphatase 6 catalytic subunit
Exons: 7
Coding region: 46-963 (305 amino acids)
Biological process (GO): peptidyl-serine dephosphorylation; G1/S transition of mitotic cell cycle
Cellular component (GO): cytoplasm
Molecular function (GO): protein serine/threonine phosphatase activity
Source: RefSeq, a predicted model, not a curated record